AUGCACAUCUGUAUGCACGUGCAUACAUCUAGAUCGACCUCCAGAGGGCCGCGGCCAGGCGUGGCGUCAGCGUCCACUCCUCCCUCUCCCAUGGCGCAUGUACAGGUCGGCGGGCGCCAAGGGCACACCUGCACCCAGGCCCACGGUCGGUGCACUCCUCCUUCGUGGCCAGGCCAGGAGGGCGGUAUGCACCGACCUUGGGCCCAAGAUGGGCCUGGCCAGGAUUGGUGCAGGUGCGUGCCUGGCGUCCUCCUAGCAGAUGCUGCCCCCCGCGCCAGCGAGGACGUGCCCGCCAGCGUGUUGAUAUUCUUUCUGCUCCAGAGAUUGCCGGAGCCGCCGGGCGAAGCCUCGGCGACGUCGAUCCUCGUGCGCCGGCCGCGCCCACGGCAGCGCUGCGGCCGCGCGGCGGUGUGUACAUAA
Prorocentrum cordatum is the source of this 420-nucleotide messenger RNA. The record is from the annotation of a GenBank genome assembly. Lineage: Eukaryota; Dinophyceae; Prorocentrales; Prorocentraceae.